This is a messenger RNA of Drosophila virilis, 2938 nucleotides long. The record is from RefSeq and is a predicted model, not a curated record. NCBI's taxonomy places the organism in Eukaryota, Metazoa, Arthropoda, Insecta, Diptera, Drosophilidae.
UGUUUCAUAUAUCGAUAACGAUUGUUGGCAAAAUGAGCAACGCAACUGCAUAAAUGCGCAAGAUUGCAAUGCAAUUACAUACAUGUAAAUAUGAGUGAACGCACUCAAUUGCCCAAACGUAGCCGCAACAACAGCAACAACAACAACAACAACGGACAUGUCCAGUGGGACAGCAACCACAUCGGCUGUGCCGCCAGUUUGGAGUUGUGACACGCACAGGCGCAGCCAUCAUCAACAGCGCGAGCUGAAACAACAACAUCUCCAGCUUUCCACACUCCAGACGGAGCUGCGACGAGCCACCAAUCAUUGGUUCCAAGCCAAAAGCGACGAGUGCCUGCAACUGCUCGUGCAAACAUGCGUCCAAAUCCUGCAGCAUGGCCUGCUACAGCCAACGGACCUCGGAACGCUGCGUCUUAUUGAGGACUUUGAGUUUUUGCGUCUCGCGGAUCGCCAGUCGCCGCCGGCGCCGCCGCCGGCGCUGUCAUCUGGAACCAAAGUCAGCGUGGGGGAGUUCUUGGCGCAAUGGGUGGCCAGCUGCCUGCGCACGCGUUGCCUGUCGCGUUGCGUGCAGUCGCUGGUGGCGGACAAGGAGCUGCUCGACUGCUACUAUCAGCGAGAUGUGUCCUAUUUGCGGCACAGCGGCUAUGCGGCGGCGCUGUUUGUCUGCCUGACGGCCAUUGAACUGGACCAGAGCAGCCUGCUCAGCCAGCUGGAGCCGUUGAAUAAGCGUCGCCAUCGACGCACCAGCUCGCAGCCCAAUUUUAGCAUAACACAGCGCUUGCAUGUGGUGCAGGAGGAGGAGCAACAGCAACAGCAUCGCCAGUUACCGUCACGUCCACGUCCGUUGCAGCUGCUCCGACGAAUCAAAAGUUUGCCCAGCCUCUAUCAGAACGAUUGCAGCGUGAAUAGGUGGUCGCCGAGUGCCAUGGCUGGGCCGGCUGCACGGCGGCCGCGUUGUCAGACCUACAACAGUCCGUGCGGCCACUGGCGCAGCCAAGGCAAGGAUUUGCCACCGUUGAGCGGCUCCAGCAUUAGCACUGCCAGCAGCUGCAGCCAGGUGGCGUCGCCUGCCUCACCUGCGUCGCACCGCAUACAGCUGAUCAACUGUGACGACAUCAAGAUCUGGACGGACCAAACGGGCAGCAACAGCGUAACGCCACCAGCUCAUAUACCGGCAACGAGAAAGCCAACGACGCAGUGCGCCAAGCGCGGCAGUCCGCUUAACAGUUUUCUCAACAACCUGUUUGGCUCACCGCCCGUCUACACGAGCUGGUAUAGCAAGAGUCUGGGCCAGGACGAGGAGGCCAGCAGUGCAGUGCUGAUGCACAAGUUUCUGCCCGUGAAUGGACGCAAACUGGACAAGCGACAGCGGCAAUCGCUAUUCGAAGGCGUCAGCAUGCUCGACUACAACGAUUGUCAGGCAUCAACGGCGACAACGACGAGCACAGCGCCGCUGGACAUAGUCGGCGGUGGCACAGCUGGCCAGGCACAUGGCAGCGCCAGCUGCAGCACCACAUCCUGCAGCCUAAGCAGCGACAGCCAGCAGAGCAGCAGCGGCAACAAAAUUGACCAACAGAGCCUGGCCGCAUUUCUGCAAAUGUCGCGCAAUACGCACAACAAUACCGAAUUGGAGAAGGAGAAUGCCCAUUUUCGGAUCUCGGAGGCAUGCAUUGCGGCCAUUGAGCAUGUGAAGUGGAGCAGACGCGACCAGCCAGCGGCGGAUAUUGCCAGCAGUGCGGUCGCAAAUGCAGAUGCAGAUGCCGAUGCUUUGUUGAUACCCUACGCGGAGCAGCAGAGUAGCCAUUGUAAUUGUAAUAACAGCGCCGAGGCGGUGGGCUUGCAGCUAAUCUCGCGCUUUAAUGAUCAGCAGCUGCCCAAAUUGGGUGAUCUUAAAUGGCUCGUUUCGGAGCAGGAUGCGCCCCAACAGCUGCUGCCAUUGCCCAAGCUACAGGAACAGCAGCUGCAGCAGCAGCCGCACCAGGCACAGCAGCAACAACUGCAUCAUUCACACCAGCUGGCGAGUGAGACAAGCCUGACACGUGGCACCAAAACAUGGGCGCCACCGCGACAGCAGAUUAUCUUCACGGAGCACGCGCCUGCCAGUCGCUCACAGCUGUUGGCGCGCCAGAAUUAUCGCUGCGCCGGCUGCGGCAUGCAUGUGACUCGACAGUAUCAACAAUACUUUCGAUAUUGUAAUUAUUUGGGCAAAUAUCUCUGCACCGGCUGCCAUCGCAACCAGCUGUCGGCCAUACCCGCCAAGAUUCUGCAGGCCUGGGACUUUCGCUCUUAUGCGGUUAGCUCGUUUGCGUAUCGCCUUAUCGAGCAGAUGUACACGUUCCCGCUAUUCCAUGUGCCAGAUCUGAAUGCCCAGCUGUAUGUCAAGCAAAAGCCCUUGGCCAUGGCACGACGUCGUCGGCUCCAGCUCAAAUAUGUGCGCGAUUUUAUAGCCGCUUGCCGUUUUGCUACCAGGGAGCAAGCGUUAUUUGAUGCGGUGCCGGCGCACAUUACCAAUGAUCCGGACAUGUGGUCCAUGUGUGAUUUUGUUGAUGUACAAAACAACAGCAUGUGCCGCUCCAUAGAGGAGCUGAUUGCUCUCAACGAACAGCACGUACACGGCUGUGUGCUCUGCACUGGUCGCGCCUUUGUCUGUGAAUACUGCAAGAGUCGCCAGCUCAUUUAUCCCUGGCAGCGCAAGGUGCAGCGUUGUGCCCAGUGCGGCGCCUGUGCCCACUACAAUUGCUGGAAAUCCAACUCGGCGGGCAUAUGCUCGCGCUGUGAACGUCUGCAGGGACGAAAGCGGGAGGCCAGUUAGCGCGCAUUAUCUAGCCAAAUAUCGAUCAAGUUCAAUAUAUUGUAUAUAAUCAAAACUGUAAAUGAUCAAAACUUUUUGCAAAUGUACCUCAAGCGCAUGUCGGCCGAUUCAAGUUGAUUUUAUAAA